Molecule: messenger RNA, 1314 nt
Organism: Saitoella complicata NRRL Y-17804
Lineage: Eukaryota; Fungi; Ascomycota; Saitoellomycetes; Saitoellales; Saitoellaceae
Product: putative delta-12 fatty acid desaturase
Exons: 2
Coding region: 1-1314 (437 amino acids)
Biological process (GO): lipid metabolic process
Molecular function (GO): oxidoreductase activity, acting on paired donors, with oxidation of a pair of donors resulting in the reduction of molecular oxygen to two molecules of water
Source: RefSeq, a predicted model, not a curated record
AUGGCCGCAACACUCGCGCCCAACACCGACAGGUUCGCCGUCCCCGACUCUGGCUACGCGACCCCCGCCGCCGAGGCCGCAGAGCCCGUCAAGGAGCAUGUCGUUCAGCAGGAGAAGUCGGAGGUGCCAAACGUCUACCGCGACACCUACGGCAACGAGUUCAUGCUCCCCUCGUUCACCAUGAAGCAAAUCUACGCUGCAAUCCCCGCUCACUGCUUUGAGCGUCCUCUCUGGAAGUCGGCAUCCUACGUCGCCCGUGAUGCUCUUCAGACCUUGGCCGCGUUCUACGCCGCCUCGCACAUCCAGUACAUCCCCAAUUUCUGGGUUAGGUGUGCCGCGUGGCAGGUUUACGCCUUCGUUCAAGGGUUGACGUGGUUCGGUAUCUGGAUUUUGGCGCACGAGUGUGGACACGGUGCUUUCCACGCCAACCAGAAGGUUUGCGAUGCGUUCGGGUGGGUGUUGCAUUCGUUUGUUGGGAUGCCGUAUAAUUCGUGGAAGUGGUCGCAUAAUAAGCACCACAAGGCGACUGGUAACAUCGAUCGUGAUACGGCGUUCAAUCCCCGUCCCACGGAGGAGGAGGAGGCGGAGCAUGCUGCGCUUCAUGAGGAUCAUCAUGAGGAAGGCUUGUUCUCCGAGACCCCGAUUUACACGCUCUACAGCCUCGUUUUGCAGCAGUUGUUUGGGUUACCACUUUAUCUCGCAAACAACGCCACCGGCCAACCCUAUGAUCGCUCAUUUCCCCUCCGCGUCUCGCACUACAACCCCUGGACUCCAAUCUACGGCCCCAACAACCCGCGUUUCUGGGCCGUCGUGUGUUCUGAUCUCGGACUCGGGUUGAUGGGUCUUGGGUUGUGGUAUGCGUCCAAGUUUGUUGGGUGGAGUGGGGUGGCACUCUACUGGUUCGUGCCCUACUUGUGGGUAAACCACUGGUUGGUCAUCAUCACCUACCUCCAACACACAGACCCAACCCUCCCGCACUACCGCAACAAAGCCUGGACCUUCGAACGUGGCGCAACAGCAACGAUCGACCGUGAAUUCGGGUUUAUCGGACGGAGACUCUUCCAUUGCAUCAUCGAGACACAUGUCUUGCAUCAUUUGGUGAGUCGCAUCCCGCAUUAUCAUGCGGAGGAGGCGACGGAGGCGAUUAAGGGGGUGAUGGGGAGGAGUUAUCGGUACGAUCCGAGGGGGAUGUGGGGGAGUUUGUUCAGGGUUGCGAGGUGGUGUCAGGCUGUGCCGGCGGAGGGGGAUGUUGUGUUUUAUAAGAACGCCAACGGCCUGAACUACGAUGAUUCGUAUAAGGCGAAGGUGCAGUGA